AUGUGCAGGCGUCCACAUCCACAGAGGCAUCGCCGCUUCGUGAGCCUGCGCCACGAGGCGGGGCAAAUGUGGCUGGCGGUUGCCCCGCAGGCCGAUCGGCAAGUGCGAGCUGUCAGACGCCGCAUGGAUGGCAAACACCAUCGUCCCUGCCUGACCGAACUUCUCUCACCCACAAAGUCAAAUCCGUCCGCACGAGCUGAGCCCCUCGACCGCAGCUCUACUUUGGGAGAGAGAUCGUUGCCCCACUGCAGCUUCCCCCUCCGCUUCACGCCACACACGAUACCCUGA
This is a messenger RNA of Ascochyta rabiei, 288 nucleotides long. RefSeq lists its product as uncharacterized. Bases 1 to 288 code for a protein of 95 amino acids. The transcript has a single exon. The record is from RefSeq and is a predicted model, not a curated record. Lineage: Eukaryota; Fungi; Ascomycota; Dothideomycetes; Pleosporales; Didymellaceae.